AUAGAGGUAGACGAGCCAACAUGAUGGGUGUCGAUUGUGUAUCCCAAUGUGAUGACGUCAUUUUCAAGCAUACAGUAGUUUUCGUGUUCAAACCUGGAAUGGGUGUUGUACGGUGAUACUGAUGUUGGUCAUUUCUGAAAAGUUUUUAAAUGUUGUGUUAGUGGAGUGAGUGCAGUUAAUUAUAAUGUGUAGUGUUAUACGUUCGUGAGACGUCAUGUUUCGUUGUAUUCCAAUAUUUAAAGGUUGUAAUCGGCAGGUUGAAUAUGUUGACAAGCGUCACUGUUCACUACCGACUGUUCCCGAAGACAUCUUGAGAUAUUCGCGAAGUUUGGAAGAACUGUUGCUAGACGCUAAUCAUAUUCGAGACCUUCCGAAGAACUUCUUCCGUUUACAUCGCUUAAGAAGAUUGGGAUUAAGUGAUAAUGAAAUCCAUCGUUUACCGCCUGACAUCCAGAAUUUUGAAAAUUUGGUGGAAUUGGAUGUGUCUAGAAAUGACAUUACUGACAUUCCAGAGAAUAUCAAGAAUCUACGGUCUCUGCAAGUGGCAGAUUUUAGCAGCAACCCCAUCCCCAGGUUACCACCUGGCUUUGCCCAGCUCCGUAACCUGACAGUACUGGGUCUUAAUGAUAUGUCCCUUACCAAUCUUCCACCUGACUUUGGAAGUCUUGUGAGCCUGCAGUCUCUGGAGCUGCGUGAGAACCUGCUCAAGUCUCUCCCAGAAUCUUUGUCACAACUAUCCAAACUUGAGAGGUUAGAUCUUGGAGACAAUGAGAUUGAGAAAUUGCCUCAUCACAUUGGGAAUCUUCCAUCACUUCAGGAACUUUGGUUGGACCACAAUCAACUUCAGCAUCUACCUCCUGAAAUUGGCAACCUGAAGAAGUUGGCUUGCCUGGAUAUCUCUGAGAAUCGGUUAGAAGACCUUCCAGAUGAGAUUGGUGGCCUUGCAAGCCUCACUGAUCUUCAUCUGUCUCAGAAUUUAAUAGAAUUUUUACCUAAUGGGUUGGGAAACCUUCAGAAGUUAACGAUUCUCAAAGUGGAUCAGAAUAGACUGGCCAUCCUGAAUCCCAGCAUUGGCAAGUGCGAGAACUUGCAAGAAUUGAUACUCACAGAGAACUUCCUGAUGGAACUUCCAGUAUCAGUAGGAAAUCUCGUGAAAUUAACCAACCUCAAUGCUGACAGGAAUAACCUACAGAGUUUACCAGAGAAGAUAGGCAAUCUGUCACAACUUGGAGUUUUGUCUUUGAGGGACAAUAAACUUCAGUACCUGCCGUCAGAAGUAGGCAACUGUUCAGAACUGCACGUACUUGAUGUAUCUGGUAACCGGCUGCAGUACCUACCAUUCUCAUUGACGAAUUUGAAUCUGAAGGCUGUGUGGCUGUCUGAGAAUCAAGCUCAACCCAUGUUGAAGUUUCAGACGGACAUUGAUGAGAAAACAGGGGAGCAAGUGCUGACAUGCUUCCUGCUGCCUCAGUUGGAAUAUCACCCAGAGAAUACAGCUGGUAAGUGUUAUAAUCAACGUGAAAUGUUCGGCUUCUUGUUUGCAUCUGUAUCUAACCCUGUUGCUGAGAAGUCUUGUGUGGUUAGUCUGUGUAAGAAUUUUGCUGCUGCAAAGAAUAGUACGCUGAAUAAUUAACAUGGCAACUGUAACAUUUCUUGUGACAAAAUAUGAUGAUCCAUUGGCAGUUAAGUACAUAAUGGUGUACCUGAAACUAUAAUUUCAUAUUUUGCCAUGUUUUGUAACAAAGCCUGUUUUUUGAAAACAUAUGGCUGCAAUAGAAAGUAUGUGACUUACUGAGGCCGAAUUUGAGUUGACUUAUUAAAUGUUCCAAAAGGAAAUGCUGAAACAAGAUUGACAUUUCAUAUAUGAAUCAAAUAUGAAGAAAGCACGCAGGAUGAUUUCUGAAAUACACAGACUUUUUGUGUUAUUUUUAUGCUUAUAACACAUUCCUAAAUUGGUAUUUUAUAUUUCAGAAACAUUCUGAAUAUUGUAGGAAAGUAUUUUCUGUUGGAAUUUCAUGUAUUGCUUUAGUAAAUUAUUGGAACUAAAAAGUUUUUUUGUACUAAUACUUUUUUUUUUAGUUUAAGCUUUGAUUAUGAAUGUGGAAUCAUUUUGUUCUCCAAUAAUUAAGGGUAUUAAAUUGGAAUUAGAAAAUUAUUUAGAUCAUUAUUACCAAUUGCCAUGGUGUAUUUGCUAAAAAGUGAGAAAUUAUAUAUGUGUGUAUCUGCAUUUUACAUAGAUGUAAGACAAUUGUUUGUGUUUUAUUUUACAAGUACUGUAUAAUGAUUUUCUGUUUUAUUUGUGCAUUUAACCAGUUUUCUUCUGCAGGUAGUAAUGAUUUUCUAUAGUAUUUCAGGAGAUGUGUGUGAAGAUUUGUAUUAUAAAAC
This is a messenger RNA of Zootermopsis nevadensis, 2385 nucleotides long. NCBI's taxonomy places the organism in Eukaryota, Metazoa, Arthropoda, Insecta, Blattodea, Termopsidae. The record is from RefSeq and is a predicted model, not a curated record.